Molecule: messenger RNA, 1134 nt
Organism: Spinacia oleracea (spinach)
Lineage: Eukaryota; Viridiplantae; Streptophyta; Magnoliopsida; Caryophyllales; Amaranthaceae
Product: putative disease resistance protein RGA3
Exons: 2
Coding region: 1-1134 (377 amino acids)
Molecular function (GO): ADP binding
Source: RefSeq, a predicted model, not a curated record
AUGGACGUCGGAACAGUCAUAUCUGUUGCUCAAACAUUGUUUGCAGCGCUUCAAUGUACUCAGCUCAAAGAGAUUUGCUCCAUUGCAGGCUACAAAGCCCAACUUGAUGGACUCUGUGCCACCAUCACUAGAAUCAAAGCCGUGUUCAAGGAUGCUGAGUCCAAGCAACAGUUGUCCGAGCAAGAACAGUUGUAUAUUGAGGAACUCAAAGAUGCUGUUUAUGAAGCAGAUGAUCUCUUUGACGAGUUUGUCACUCUUGCAGAACGGAAGAAGCUUACUAAAGGUAUCAAGGUUCGUGUUCUUUCUCUUUUUAGUAAGUUUGGUACAGCUUACAAUAUGGCUCAAGGUGUUAAGAAGAUCAAGAUAAAGUUGGAUGCUAUUGCUUUUGAUAGUCGGUUUAACUUAAACAUUGAUCCUAAGCCUAUCAGGAAUAGAAGGCUUGAAACCUGUUCUUAUGUGUAUGAAGCUGAUAUCAUUGGAAGAGAGCUUGAUUUGGAGAAGAUUAAGGGGUUGGGUAAAACUGCUCUUGCACAACUCGUGUUUAACGAUGAUCGAGUCACAACUGAAUUUCCAAUGAGGUUGUGGACUUGUGUCGCCGAUGAAAAUCAAGGACUACUUGAUGUAGAAGGGGUUCUUGGUAAGAUUCUAGCGUCAGCAACGGGUCAUAAGAAGUAUGAGGGAUGUACUCUGGAUGGGUUGCAAAGCCAGCUUCGAGAACGACUUGGUGGUAAAAAAUACUUGCUUGUUUUGGAUGAUGUAUGGACUGAAAAUUAUGAACAAUGGCAUACAUUGAUACAAUUUUUGAUGGGAGGUCAAAGGGGAAGUUGGAUUGUGGUAACUACGCGUUCAAUGGAGACAGCAAGAAUCAUAGGAGACGUUCAAAGGCACGAUCUGCAAGGUUUGUCAAAGGAAAAUUCGUGGUGUUUAUUUAAAAGGGUUGCAUUUGGAUCCCAACACGCAAGCCCUCGUGAAGACUUGGUUAAAAUUGGUAAAGAUAUUGUUGUUGGAUGUGCUAACGUCCCUCUUGCAAUCAGAGUGGUGGGAAGUCUUCUUUAUGGCCAAGAGAAACAUAAGUGGCUCUCGGUUCAGAAGUCGGGAUUAGCAAAAGUUAAAAUGAAAUCUUUCACAUAUUGA